AUGGCGCCGCCCAUGUGCGUCGAAUGUGAGGAUACGGCGGCCGCUGUCCGCUGCGAGGACUGUGAGGAUGUAUAUUGUCCCCUCUGCUUUGAGGCGCAGCACCAUGCUGGAUCUCGUUUGCGUCACACCAAGACAGUCCUUCCAGGGUCCAGUAGCGACGUCUCAUCCAAUGAUAAUGCCUCGCCAAUUCCACCUCCCGAGCCCACCCAGCCUCCUCCGUCUCCUGCAGAGGAGGAAUCGACUCCACCACCGCCUUCAGUCCCACCUCCAUCUCCUAUGAAACCUUCAUCAGCCAAUGAAGCACCAUUAACGAGUGAAUCGGAGGAGGAAGGCGACAGCCAGGAAGAAGAUGCUGACGAUGACGACGAGCUGAUGCGCGAGAUCGAGGAGGCACCGUCGGCGCUCAUGAAGGACGCAGCGUACAUUCCAUUGCGACUUAACGAGGAGGAGCGCGCGCUAUUUAAUCUGCUGGACGCGGCGCUCAACGUCAGUGAAUACACAGACAAAGUGGACGUUUUGUCCUACCGCUCACCGGUGAAUCGCGUGAUUCAUGAACUGAACGAGGCAUUCGGCGUGCUUUCUGGACUGAUGAUCGCCAAUGAUUUCCGUCAGGGGCGUCGACUCGUGCAGGACAAGCAGUUCAAGGACAAUGAGGAGUUCUUUCGACAGGUGUUUGAGAUCGGGCGUCGCUACAAGAUAAUGAAUCCGGAGCGCAUGCGCAACAACUACGGCAAAAUGAUAUACUUGCUGCAGGACGCCAAUUUGCGUGAGAUUAGGAACUAUCUGGGCUUUUCGUGUGUGGCGCCCAUUAAGACGGUGGCAUCGCUGCUCCACGAACGGCACGCGUUGGAGAUGCUGCGUGAUACGCGCUGUGUGGUGGCGACAUCUGUGGCUGCUGUCGACCCCAAUCUACGAGCUGACUCAGAAGCUAUGCAGCGCUUCUCACGUGACAAGCAACAAGCAAUUGAGGAGCUUGUGCGGGACUACUCGUCAGCGUCGCUGUCGGAAGAAGAAAUCCGUCUGUGCCUUGCAUCCAUUUCCGACAGCCAGAGCUAUCUGGCGUCGAACAGGUCGCCAAUCACGCGAAUGAUCGACUAUUUGGAGAAGUAUUUCACCCCAGAGAAAGCAGAGCCCGGUUUCAGUCUCGACAUUCGGGCCGGCAAGAACGGUGCGCGACUCAGUCACAGCCACGCCAGCCAGUAUGAGUACGUGUUGCAGUCACUGCUUCUGUGGAAGAACAUGACAACGUCGAUGCUGCGUUUGUGGUGGGUCGCGGAGGAGGAUUUGCUCGGCGGCAGCAUGUACCGCCUCCGCGAUACCGGCCAGGGUCUCAACCGCAUGCAGCACGCACCCGAGACGUCUCAUCUCGUGCACUCGAUCUUGCACCACACACAGAAACUGCGUCCUCGUUGGGUGGGCUCUUCCGUGGUCCAUCUUGGCGACCACAACGUGCCGAACGCACUCAUGUUCAUCGACAAGUACACGCAAAUUUCGCGCAUUCUCAGCCCGAUUGUCAACACGGUGCACGACAUCCCGGCGCUCGCAGCGCAGCCCAACACGCGUGCGUAUAUCGAAGAAAGUUUCGGAGGCGCCCAGACGCUGCAGAAGCGUAUCCUGUGCGACUUUUUUAAGCACGGCUUCGAUGGCAGCGGAGCGGACAAUUUCUUUGAUGCCGGCUCGUGCAUUGAUGGCCGCCUCACGAGUGCCUGGAACUGGUGCUCGCGGAUAGAGAAGAAAUCUUUUUUCCACGUGUUCCUCAUGGCCGGCUUCGUCGGCUUUGACGGACACUUUGAGAAGUAG
This is a messenger RNA of Phytophthora infestans T30-4, 1800 nucleotides long. RefSeq lists its product as uncharacterized. The transcript has a single exon. NCBI's taxonomy places the organism in Eukaryota, Oomycota, Peronosporomycetes, Peronosporales, Peronosporaceae. The record is from RefSeq and is a predicted model, not a curated record. Bases 1 to 1800 code for a protein of 599 amino acids. Gene Ontology annotation, molecular function: zinc ion binding.